GUUGUGAUAAACUUAUUAAAUAGAUGGAAAAUAUUCAACACAAGCGCAAACUGGACGAAAAUUGCAAUGUAGAGGACGAUGAUUCAUCGCAAAAGAAAGUUCUUAGCCAAGAAUUGCCGUCUACUUAUCAAACGAAUGAGUCUAACGAAGAUGAAGGAGAACAACAGGAAAGUUUCAGAGCAACUCUUUAUCCAAUAAUGCCCACUCUGAAAAAAAUUGAGCUCACCUCUUUUUCGGACCAAAAAGUUACAAUAGGAAGAGCAGCUUUUCAUCGAGAAAAAGUUCAGCCGUUUCCUCAAAGCCAUUUAUUGUACAUAUCAGAGAAGCAUUGCGUGGUCGAAAAGAAUCCUUUCAUUCCCCAGGACUUCAUUAUCCAAGAUUGUAGCCGAAAUGGAGUUUUCCUGAACGGCAAAAGAAUGCAGAGAGGGAGCCGAUCAACGCUAGAGAAUUGCACAGAAAUUGCAUUGGGCAAGGAGGAGAACAAAACAUACUGCUUCAUAAACCAGAAAAAUGUGUUGAAAGAUGACGUGGUGUCUAAUCUGUAUGUUCGGGGACCUCACCUGGGCAGUGGUGCUCUUGGAAUUGUGUACAGGUGCUUCAGAUCAUCUGACGGGUAUCCACUAGCUAUGAAGAUCAUCAAAAAACUAGAUUUGUCGCAUGUGAAUCCUAAUGAAUCAGCACGACAGGGACCGAACUUGAUCGACCGAGAGAUCAAGAUUCUGCAGAAAUUGUCAAAGUUGGACCAUCCGAAUAUUGUGAAACUACUGGACGUAUUUGACAGACCAAAUGAAGUGAUGCUUGUGAUGGAAUUGUGUUGCGAAGACAUGCUAGCUUACCUCAGAGCUAGAAUGUGGUCAUACACAGAGAGUGAGGCUAAAGUGUGCAUGAAACAAGUGCUAGUGGCGCUCAACUUCCUUCAUUCGAACAAAAUUGUUCACAGGGAUUUGAAGCUGGAGAAUAUUCUCGUGUUUUCAACUACUCCAGAGUUCUGCGUGAAGCUGGCUGAUUUUGGACUCUCUCGUACAGCUGAUUUGAGCCAGCCGAAGACCAUCUGUGGAACGGAGUACUACCUGGCACCCGAAAUCAUCUGGGCCUCGCAGCGCAAGGAGAGCUACACAGAGAAGGUUGACUGCUGGUCGGCAGGUGUUGUGAUGUAUCUGCUACUAGUGAAAGCUUAUCCCUUCAUAGAUAGCGAACGGGAAGGCAAAACUCUAUUUGACAAGAUCCUCACACAGAAGGUCACCUUUUCGCAUAGUUCUCACAAAGUGUCAAUUGAGGCGCAGAGCUUAGUUGCAAACCUGUUGCGGAAAAAUUACGAGAAACGGUUCGAUGCGAAUCGUGCUUUGCAGCACCAGUGGUUCGAUGAGUCAUCCAGUUCAGCUAGCGAUGAAAGCUUGACUAGUGCAACUGAAGACAGCGUCUCGGUGACUACACGGAACUAAACUUCUUCUUUUUGGAGAAAGAUGAGAAACUGUUAAAGAAAAACUCUUAGCUUACUAUAAUUUGUGCAAUCAAUCCAUUCAUUUCAAUCAGUCGUGGCUCUUAUGGAUGCGACCAAUUUUGUUUUUUUUCCUGUCCGCCAAAUAUAGUGUGCUAUUUUCUGCAGAAAGUAUUACAUAACUUCAUUGUAUAUUUGCUCUUGUUUUUGAAAUUUUCAAUGAAUGUAGUGAAGGCACAAAUAGGUCGUGUAGAUUUUCGUGAGGCAAAAAUUAGUCGCAAGCAACGUUUACUCCCAAGCGACGAUUCGUAAUAAUUGUGAAAUGCGACAUUUCGCGCCAAGCGUCAAUUCGUAGUAAGCGACAAUUAGCAGUACUGCUUGAAUUAGAGAAUAGCUGCUUGAGAAAAUGCCGUCAUUGUAGCAAAAUUUAAAAAAGCCAGUUCAUAUUAGUUGAAUUGCUAAAAUUUUAUAGCAACCAUAACAUUCUCAAGCAACUUGAGGGCCUCUCGUUCGAUUUUGAUUUUUAGUUUCUUUACUGAUACGAAUGGUCGCUUGUGACGACUUGCCGCUUGUGAGGAAUUACCGCCAUGUCGUAGAUUUUUUCUUUUUGUUUAUGUAGACGCCUGAAACUUGGAUCACGAUCAAAUUUGAUUUUUCGUGGUUUGAAUUCUGACUAUCUAGGUUCAAAACAAAUCAGUUGCGCAACGGAAAAAAUUUCGCUCUCCAAUAACAAAAGCUCAAAUGGCGCGCGAUUUGUAUAUGCUGUUUAAUUUCAACAGCUGUUUUUAAAUUUCAGAAUUCCAGCUGAAUAUAAAUAUCAUCUAAUGGUCCAGUUUUCUCAAAUAUUUUUAGUUCUAUUAAAAAAAUUCAAAUCUUGAUUUUUUUCAUGAAAUUUUGAAGUACAGCGUGAUGAUUUUUGCCGUGAGAUUAUUUUGAAUUCUACUCGUAUUUUAUAUCUAUAAAUCAAAUUUAUCAGUACAUUCAUUGCCGAGCUUGACAAACCUUUUCUAAGUGAUAUAUGACUCUGUGAUAAAAAUUUGAGAUAAGAUCUGUCAUAUUAUCUCUACUUUGCUUGAAAAUUUUGUUAUCACAGCGCUGUUGCUUAGUCUAUCUAAACGGUUUGGGCAUUGAUUUGAAAGCUAUUUGUAUCUUUUUUGUAACUUGCUUUGAUACUUAUUUUUAUGGAGAAAUUUAUUUCUUUGAAGUG
Molecule: messenger RNA, 2645 nt
Organism: Symsagittifera roscoffensis
Lineage: Eukaryota; Metazoa; Xenacoelomorpha; Acoela; Convolutidae
Product: probable serine/threonine-protein kinase fhkE
Exons: 8
Coding region: 24-1442 (472 amino acids)
Biological process (GO): protein phosphorylation
Molecular function (GO): ATP binding; protein kinase activity; protein binding
Source: RefSeq, a predicted model, not a curated record